Schistocerca americana (American grasshopper) is the source of this 2406-nucleotide messenger RNA. RefSeq names its product short-chain specific acyl-CoA dehydrogenase, mitochondrial (gene Arc42). The transcript has 9 exons. Gene Ontology annotation, biological process: fatty acid beta-oxidation using acyl-CoA dehydrogenase; butyrate catabolic process. Gene Ontology annotation, cellular component: mitochondrion. Bases 318 to 1556 code for a protein of 412 amino acids. The record is from RefSeq and is a predicted model, not a curated record. Gene Ontology annotation, molecular function: flavin adenine dinucleotide binding. Lineage: Eukaryota; Metazoa; Arthropoda; Insecta; Orthoptera; Acrididae.
AGUAAACAGAAAUAAAUUUGUAAUUUUAUCAGUUGCUUAGUAUUUCAGUCCUGCUGUGGUGGAAUUUAGUAAUCGCAAAUUGGUAUUAAAAAUGCGUAUGGCAAUAAAAAAAAAUGAAUUGAUAAAGGAACUUGAAGAAAUGGAAAGCGCUGUUGAGGAAGAAUGAUUAUAGUAGCGUUGCCCAAUACAGGAAUGACAGCUACCUAAUUUCUUUGGUUGACUUGUUUUGAACCCUGCUCCCAGGUUCAGAAGCCACUUAGUACAUACCUUUAAUAAUCGUAAACAUAGGGCUGAAGAUAGUUUUCAGCUUCUUCGAAAUGUCUGUUGGUAAAACAAGAAAACUUUUGGAUGUAGCUCGCUUUAGCAGGAGUCCGUUAUGUCACUUUCAACACAGAUCAGUUUAUACGCAUUCGCAGCUCCCAGAAACACACAAAAUGCUUUAUAAAUCUGUCCGCGACUUCUCUGAAGCCGAGCUGAAACCAUUGGCUUCAAAGUUCGAUCGUGAGCAUUUGUACCCGGGUGAUCAGAUAAAGAAGAUGGGGGAGUUAGGCCUUAUGGCUGUAGAGGUUCCAGAGGAUUUAGGAGGAACUGGUUUAGACUAUCUUGCGUAUGCCAUUGCCACAGAAGAAAUAUCAAGGGGUUGUGCUUCUGCAGGAGUAAUAAUGAGUGUCAACAAUUCUCUGUACCUUGGACCUAUUCUCAAAUUUGGUACACAGAAGCAGAAAGAAAAAUUUAUUACCCCAUUCACUACAGGUCAGCGUGUGGGCUGCUUCGCUUUGAGUGAACCAGGAAAUGGCAGUGAUGCUGGUGCAGCAUCUACUACAGCUCGUAAACAAGACAAAGGAUAUAUUCUCAAUGGUACAAAGGCAUGGAUUACCAACGGUUAUGAAUCUGAAGCCACUGUUGUUUUCGCAACAACAGAUAAAAACAAGAAGCAUCGUGGAAUUAGUGCCUUCCUUGUUAGUAAACCAACGAAAGGUCUGGAACUGGGAAAAAAGGAAGAUAAACUAGGUAUAAGAGGCUCUUCAACAUGCAGUUUGAUAUUUGAAGACUGUUCUGUGCCAGAAGAAAAUGUUUUAGGAGAGCUUGGGAUGGGUUUCAAAAUUGCAAUGAUGACACUGGAUGCUGGUCGGAUUGGAAUUGCUUCACAGGCUCUUGGCAUUGCUCAGGCAUCACUUGACUGUGCAGUUGAUUAUGCAAGCAAACGUAUUGCAUUUGGCUCUCCUAUAUUGAAACUACAAGCUAUACAGGCAAAGAUAGCUGACAUGGCUCUGAAGGUAGAGUCAGCAAGACUUCUGACCUGGCGGGCAGCACAUUUAAAAGAUACAAAGCAACCAUUUACGAAGGAAGCAGCAAUGGCAAAACUGGCUGCAUCAGAAGCUGCUACAUUCUGCUCUCAUCAGGCAAUACAGGUUCUUGGAGGAAUGGGCUAUGUGAGUGACAUGCCAGCAGAGAGGCAUUAUCGAGAUGCACGCAUUACUGAGAUAUAUGAAGGAACGUCUGAAAUUCAAAGACUUGUGAUUGCUUCCAAUAUUGCAAAGGAAUAUGGACUGUAAGCAUGGGGCUUUGGUUUAACAUUAACGAUAAUUGGGUUGCUGAUGUCCUCUUAAUCUUGUAAACAAGAUUAAGGAAAAGUACAGAUGGAACGUAGACGUAAUACACAGAGGCAGCUUGUGUGAACCUGUGGAGUUCUACCCGACGGGAGGCCCUAGCCACACGGCAUUUCAUUUUUCUCAUUGUUUGCACGAAAGGAAAGUGACAGCUGUUUUUCCUCUUAACAUUUGUUGUACUUUAUUAUUUGCUAAUUCAGCUGCAAAAUGUAUGUGGAUGUCCAUUUGUCAACAGUCACAUGUGUAAAGAAUUGUCACAGUUGCUCUCUAGAAAAAUUACCAUAAUUAUUCUGAGACUGCACUACACACCCUUGUUAAGUAACUACUUCAUUAGUCUCAUGUCUCAAUAUUAAAUCAAAAUGUUCAUGCCUAGAGUGUUGUUUCGCUGCAGUAUUUGUGAGAAGUGACUUUUUUUUUUACCCUUGAGUACUUUAUAUGCACUGUAUGGCUGGAGUAUUUUAAUAAUGUUAUAUUGACUGAGGUCUCUUACAUCAUUAUAGGAAAAUGUUUACUGUACAGUGCACAAUUUUAAUAAUGAAUGUUUACAAUAUUUGAAUAGUAACAUUUAUUUUAUUUAUUGCAUAUUCUUUUAUAAAAGAGGCAAAUAAGAGUGCUGUAUAUUAUAUAUUUUGAUAUAAACAUUUUGUAUAAGAAUUUGUACGUGUAAUAUUUUAUCAUUGUGAGAAAUACAAAUAAUCCUGUACAUAUGUUUUCUGAUUUUAGAUCUGAGAAUCAAUAUCACAUGCCUGUUUUCCAAGCAAUAUUCCAAAUAAAUUUUGAUUUAUUUUGAAAUUUA